Messenger RNA from Stomoxys calcitrans (stable fly), 772 nucleotides. RefSeq lists its product as uncharacterized. The record is from RefSeq and is a predicted model, not a curated record. The transcript has 7 exons. Bases 140 to 760 code for a protein of 206 amino acids. NCBI's taxonomy places the organism in Eukaryota, Metazoa, Arthropoda, Insecta, Diptera, Muscidae.
UUGCAGUUCAGUACGAGGCAUGAUGGUGCUUUGGAUUAUUGCUUUACGUCGUGUAUGCUGUCAUUGGCAAGACAAACCUUAAGCAUGGAAUUUCAACAACGAUAUUUUUCUUAACUCAAGCAUUCGGGAUAUCCCGACAAUGGCGAAGAAAAUUGCAUCACAUUUCAACAAUGUUGGAAUUCCUGAUAAUAUGAAUUACGCUAUGUUCGUGAUGGUGAAAAUUUUCUGCAUUGCUGGACUUUGUGCCUCAGCCAUAUUAUGGCUUUCAAUUGACUUGGUCAACGCUGCUGGGUCCAAGUAUAAAUUCACAAACAUUAAGUGUCAAGAUCAUGACAAAUCCUUCUCCCACUUCGAGCAAUGCCAGUUGAAAGUUGUAAAACGCGGCGUUGUUACCCUCAAUGUCAGAGUUGAUUUGUACAAAUCCCCCGUAACAAAUAGCACGAUGAAUGUGACAAUUUUGAAAAAGUCUAAUGGUUAUAGGGCAAUUAUCCCCAAUACCACCAUUGAUGUUUGUGAAUAUUUCAAAAACACCAAACGUUUUCCCAUCAUUAGAAUGAUUUUUGCUAUAUUUGAGGAGGCUUCAAAUUUGAAUCAUACAUGCCCAUACUAUGAUUCAAUUAUAAUCAAGGACUUGCUGUUGGAAGAGAAAAAUUUCGUCAUGUUUCCCUUUCCCCCCGGUGAUUACCAAUAUUUGGCAAACAUCUACGCAUACAAUGAUUUGAAGGCAACCAUUCAAGUAUUUUCCACUAAAUCUGUUUAACAUCAAUGUAGU